UUGAGUUUCUUCGGUGGGGCUUUGAAAUGGAAAGGUGGUGAGGUUGUGCUUCUUUUGCCUGCAGUUCUUUCGUUUAAUGGCUGGUCGACGAGACAGCAGGGCGUGCAGUGCCACGGUCGAGCUGAAGAGGGACUUUCGUCGAGCACUUUGUUGUGAUCUUGCGGGAUACUGAGUGAGGGAGCAAGGCGGCGCUUUGAUGGGAAGCAGAGGGUCGGAGGGACCUGACCGGCCGUCGCCGCGCGUGCCGCUGUACCUGCGGAGCACGACCUGCUCUGAAGCUAACAGCGUGCGUCACCGCCCGGCUGCGGCCGACGCCGCCGCCGCCGCCGCCGACCGCAGUGUCAAGGUGUCGUCCCUUGGCGUCUCGCAGGAGAGGAAGCGGGGCACGAGGGUGGUGGAGCUCGAGACGAAGCUGAGCAAGUCCCAGGCGGAGCUGAAGAAGCUAAAAGAGCGUAUGGCCGAGGCGGAGGACGCCAAGGUCGAGGCGAAGCAAGCUCUCGCAAAGGCGAAGAAGCGGACCCCAUGUUAGAAUAUAUA
This is a messenger RNA of Zingiber officinale, 537 nucleotides long. RefSeq lists its product as uncharacterized. The record is from RefSeq and is a predicted model, not a curated record. Bases 197 to 529 code for a protein of 110 amino acids. Lineage: Eukaryota; Viridiplantae; Streptophyta; Magnoliopsida; Zingiberales; Zingiberaceae. The transcript is spliced from 2 exons.